AUGUCAACACCACCGCUACUGUUCCUGUACCAGACUCGAACCAUUCUUCGAUGUCGACGUCUCCCCAGCAUAACCCGCUCUAUGCAUGUCUCACCUUCGCAUCGACGAAAAAGUGACGACCACAUUCCUUUCGCACGAGAAAUUCCUGAAGAUGUACUGCCGCUGGAAGACACCAAGGAAACACGCGGCACCAUCACCCCAACAGAGCGACAGACCUUUGAUCGCAUCUUCUCCGACAUUGCUGCGCGAGGUCUCAAGCCCAGACCACAACAAGACAGAAAUGCGCAAUCUUCCGAAACUACGCGGCGCGCGGCCAACUUGAUUCUGGAAGCCGCCGCGUCUGACGAUGCUGGCAAGGGACUCCGCGGAAAACCAAUCUCUGCCGCCCAGAUGGUAUCAGCAGCCAAGGACAAGGAAAAGGCACUGCUCAGAUUUCCCCCCUCCCUCCGAGCUGCCGCCACUCGAGCUUUUGAACUCCUCAAUCCAGACCACCCGUCGUCGUAUGCGCCGGCUGCGGCUUCAACUACCGCCGACGGCGAUGCGAACAGUUCGGAUGAAAUAUGGGAGACACCAAAGAAUUCCACCAUGCGACUAGUCGAAGUGGAUGCGAAGCGAUACCCAGAACAAAAGCGCGUAGAAGAUCUCAUGUCGACUGCCAAGUCUGAUUUUGAGCUUUGGGAUAUCAUGGAGCGCGAAGUUUUCACAUAUCCUCAAAAACUCGGCCUGCACAACGUCACGGCCCCCGUAAAGAUUAGCGGAAAGGCAAGACGUAAGGAUAGAAAGAAGAAGCGCCAAGCACAAGAGCAAGCGACGGGGCUGCCACAUGAAUCAAAAGAAGAUGUCUUUGAGGGCGAUCCAAAGUUGAACCUAUACGUCUACGGUCCACUAUACCCUUCAUUUCUCCUAUUCGGACUUCGUCUCCUUGACAAGGGCUUUGUGACACCAUCACCUCUGGCUCUGUCCGUUUUGCCUCGGAUCAAGGAGCUUGGCCUGGAAUCCUUUGUGCUUGGUGUCUCGACUCCUUUUUACAAUGAACUCUUGGGCAUUUACUAUGGAAGACAUGGUGAUCUGACUAAUAUGAUGACACUAUUGGAGGAAAUGAGCCAUUCCGGCCUGUACUUGGACGAAGGCACAGUCUCCGUGCUUAUCAAAGCUUACAAUCAGACUGAACAGCUUGCAACAGGGGCGCAUGGGCAGUUUGCUCACGCCUUCAUGACAAUGCCUGCAUACGAAAAGUCUGUACGGAAUAGCAUCAGGCACUGGCAUAGAGACGUCGACCUCUCCAUCAAACAGCGGGAUGCGGACAUUGAUUACAGGCAAAUGUACCGCGGUUAA
This is a messenger RNA of Pestalotiopsis fici W106-1, 1335 nucleotides long. RefSeq lists its product as uncharacterized. Gene Ontology annotation, cellular component: mitochondrion. Bases 1 to 1335 code for a protein of 444 amino acids. NCBI's taxonomy places the organism in Eukaryota, Fungi, Ascomycota, Sordariomycetes, Amphisphaeriales, Sporocadaceae. The record is from RefSeq and is a predicted model, not a curated record. The transcript has a single exon.